Molecule: messenger RNA, 990 nt
Organism: Thecamonas trahens ATCC 50062
Lineage: Eukaryota; Apusomonadida; Apusomonadidae
Exons: 2
Coding region: 1-990 (329 amino acids)
Source: RefSeq, a predicted model, not a curated record
AUGCUCGAGCCGACCGUCGGAUGCCACGCCGUCUCGGACGCCGCUCGCUCGAGCGAGACCUUUGCAUCGAUCAUCACUUACUUUGGCACCGAUCCCCAGUUUGUCACCCAUCUCCGCAGCUACAUUCUGCUGCAUACCCGGGCUGUUGCCUCGAGCGGCGGCAUGCAUGACGCAUACCGUCGCAUUGUCCCCGUCGUCCUCGCGCCGCUCAUCUCGCGCCACUCUGAGUUUACCAGCUUCACAUCAGAGGCAGCAGCUCGGUUCCGUUCCACUACACUCUGCGAGAUGAUCCGGCUCAUACUAUGCCGCAACUUGCACCUCUUCUUCCUUCGCGCCGUCGACAAUCGCCAAGGUCGCUCGGCCUUGGAAAAGACGACCAUCAAAAUGGUCAACGGCUCGAGCGACGACAUUGUCGCCGAGAUUGACCAUCUCUACAUCGAGCUCAGGCACAAGGCCCAAAUGCAACCCACCCGGGACCUCCACUGCGGGUACAAAGCGUUCCUGAAGACACCUGGCGGCCGGAUGCUCGCACAAGACGACCCAGGGCUGCAGAGCAAGUUCAUCGACCCGGAGCAGAUGACGACGCUCCUCCUUGCCGCUGGCAUCGAGCCGGAUCCGCUCACGCUCAUGCAUGAGACCGACACCAAGACCAAGCCGCAGAUCGAACACGUGUGGCCGAUGAACGACUGCGGCUCAUGGGAUGCUCUCGCUGACCCCAUUCCCGACGAGGGCCCCGAGACCUUGCUCCGCUGCCACAUCGGCAACCUCACCAUUCUCGAGGCCGCCAUCAAUCGUCGCUGCGGCCGGAAAGCGCCGACCUCCAAGGCCAAGCUGUACGCGCCGGUCCAGAGCUCCAACGGCUCGGCCUUUCCGGCUAACAUCACCAUUGCUGAACGCCUCUACCGCGGUGCCUGGGGCAAGACGUACAUCCGCGAGCGCGGCGCCGCCCUCGUUGCAGAGGUGGAACUAUGGCAUGAUGAGCCACCCUAG